Messenger RNA from Cajanus cajan (pigeon pea), 1000 nucleotides. It is a transcript of the gene NPQ4, whose product is annotated as Chlorophyll A-B binding family protein. Lineage: Eukaryota; Viridiplantae; Streptophyta; Magnoliopsida; Fabales; Fabaceae. The record is from RefSeq and is a predicted model, not a curated record.
UCAUCAACCACUACACCACGUCCACACCCUUGUUAAAUUAAAGAUUGUAUUCUCAUUCUCUCAUAUUUUGGUUUACUCACAUUCAAUAGCAUAGCUAGGAAUUGCAAUGGCUCAAACCAUGUUGCUCAUGUCUAGUGUCUCUAGUAGUUAUUCCGUGGCUUUGAACAAAGACGUUUUCCUCCAAUUGCAGGCUCAAAGACUAAGACCUAAGUUCUCUGAUCUCUCAUUCAACCCACUUCCAUCAAAUUCUUUGUUUUCUUCACGCCCUACAUUCACAACUCUCGCCCUCUUCAAAUCCAAGACCAAAGCCCCUCCUGCCAAGACCAAGGUUACAAAGCCAAAGGUUGAAGAUGGUAUCUUUGGCACUUCUGGGGGAUUUGGUUUUACCAAGCAGAAUGAGCUGUUUGUGGGUCGUGUUGCCAUGCUUGGUUUUGCGGCAUCACUGCUGGGUGAAGCAGUAACUGGGAAAGGAAUUCUAGCACAACUGAAUCUGGAAACUGGAAUUCCCAUUUAUGAAGCGGAGCCUCUUCUUCUGUUCUUCAUCCUUUUCACUCUGCUAGGAGCCAUUGGAGGUUUAGGUGACCGUGGUAGAUUUGUGGAUGACGAACCUACUACUGCAGGUGUUAUUCCUCCUGGCAAAGGCUUCAGAGAAGCUCUUGGUCUCGGUCAAGGUCCUUUAUUUGGAUUCACGAAAUCCAACGAGCUAUUUGUGGGAAGAUUGGCCCAAUUGGGUUUCGUUUUCUCUUUGAUCGGAGAAAUCAUCACUGGGAAGGGAGCUCUAGCACAACUGAACAUUGAGACUGGGGUACCCAUCAACGAAAUCGAACCCCUAGUCUUGUUCAACGUUCUUUUCUUCUUCAUUGCUGCUUUGAAUCCUGGAACUGGCAAAUUCGUUACAGAUGAGGAGGCUGAUGAUUAGACCCUUUUCUCUCUGUUAUAACAAAACUCUCUAUCAUCAAUGCAUUCACUUCAUCAUAAACCAAUCCUUCAUUUCUCUCCA